UCUCGGUUUGACCUUUUCGAGAAGAGAAGAAAACCCUAAACCCUCGCAAUUUAGCACCAGAACUACGAUCUCCAUUCGCUCCCUGCAAUUGGUACAAUGCAAGAGCCAGUGAAAGGCACAGUAACGCCUCUGGCCUCACUGUUUCCGCCGGAGGAAGCUCAAAAGGCCUCGAAGCGUGUGCAGGACGCGCUCGCCGACCGGCAAUCGGAGCUCGAUCUUCUCCAGGGAUUCAUUGCCGACAACACCGCCCUCGUCAACCUAGUCCAACGCCUUCCCGACGAACUCCACCAUGACAUCAUGGUUCCGUUUGGGAAAGCUGCAUUCUUUCCUGGUCGUUUGGUUCACACCAAUGAGUUCCUGGUUCUUCUAGGGGAAGGUUACUAUGCUGAGAGAACAUCUAAACAAACUGUAGAGAUCCUAAACAGAAGAGGGAACGCUUUGGAAUCACAAGUUGAUUCCUUGAAGGCCAUGAUGAAGGAUUUAAAAGCUGAAGUUUCAUUUUUUGAUGCUACAGCUGCUGAAGCAGUGGAAGGACUUGUGGAGAUCAGGGAAGAUUAUGUUGAGGAAAGUUCUUCAGAGAGGGUGAUUGAAAGAGGUCCUCCAAAACCAGAUUCUCCAAGGUUUUCUGGAGAAGACAGCAUGAAAGUUGCUGCUGAAGAUGAAGAAUAUGCCCGCAUGAUGUUGAGGUUCGAUGAACUUGAGAAAGAAGAACUUGCUGCUGGAAGUGGAGAUGAGCAUGAUGAAGAUGAGCACAAUGAAGCUGAUGUUGAUCACUCCCUGAGUCAGCUUUCUGGUGAUCAUGUUCUUGGAAGUUUAGAGGAGCGCCAAGUAAGGAAGCCAUUGCAUCAUUCAAAGGAUGAAUAUGCAACCACUGAAGAGUUACUGAGUAAGAAACACUUUGAAGAAGAUUUUGCUAAUCAGUUAAAGUCCAAAAUACAGCUUGAAGGUUUGAAGGAGCAAUCUGUACCUAAAGAUUCAGAUGAUGUUUCACAUGGCAAAAGUUUUGCAAAUAGGGCGACUCAGUCCAGUUCUCAUGGGAAGGACAACAUUCAAGCUCUGCCUACAUCAAAAGCUGAGACUUCCGUCCAGUCUUCUAAGCCAGCCACAGAUAGUCUCAAGGCAUUUACAGGCUCUAUUGUAGAGCACACUCGCAAUAUACAAAUGAAUCCAAGGGAACAAGCUGCAUCUUCAUCUCAGUCUUCUGGGUCUCAACCUACGAAGCCAGUUUCUAGAUUCAAGAUGCAGAGAAGAUAGCCAUCGACACCAAUCACAUGUGAACAAUCAAAUGCCAAAUAGAAAAUUCAACAAGUCUCUUCUUGUGUGGGCACUCCUAGGACUAUUUGGCUCCUUCCCCAGUCUUCUUGCCGAUGGAAUGAAGCAUUGAGGAGUUGAAACACUAGUUCUUUUGGAGAGUUGAGGUGAUGUGGGAGAUUGUAAACAAAGAGAGGGAGUUAAGUCUGGGCCAUCUUUUCUUAUGAUAAAAUUGAAAUUGUAUUUUGGAUAUGAAAAAUUAGUGGAGAAAAGAUCUGUACAUUCAUUUUUUGAUA
Messenger RNA from Vitis riparia (riverbank grape), 1547 nucleotides. RefSeq names its product RNA polymerase II subunit 5-mediating protein homolog. The coding region runs from base 97 to 1254 and encodes 385 amino acids. The record is from RefSeq and is a predicted model, not a curated record. NCBI's taxonomy places the organism in Eukaryota, Viridiplantae, Streptophyta, Magnoliopsida, Vitales, Vitaceae. The transcript is spliced from 11 exons. Gene Ontology annotation, biological process: negative regulation of transcription by RNA polymerase II; negative regulation of phosphatase activity. Gene Ontology annotation, molecular function: chromatin binding; transcription corepressor activity; phosphatase inhibitor activity.